Messenger RNA from Zea mays, 2694 nucleotides. Its product is annotated as probable leucine-rich repeat receptor-like protein kinase At1g68400. The record is from RefSeq and is a predicted model, not a curated record. NCBI's taxonomy places the organism in Eukaryota, Viridiplantae, Streptophyta, Magnoliopsida, Poales, Poaceae. The coding region runs from base 182 to 2278 and encodes 698 amino acids. The transcript is spliced from 2 exons. Gene Ontology annotation, molecular function: ATP binding; protein binding; protein kinase activity. Gene Ontology annotation, biological process: protein phosphorylation.
UCCAGCGACAAGGGCAGCCACUGUCCGUGCGACGAGCACCAGACAGACAAGAACCAACCCACCGUGCCUCCGUCUCUCUCGCCGCUGUCCAUUUCCUACUUGCACCGGAGCGAGCAGCGCGACCAGCGCGCGGGCGCGAGCCAACCGCGAGCCCCCAAGAAAACCACAAAAAGAAGCGAGCAUGCCUCCCAACGGCAGCACUGCUCUGCUGCUCCUCCUGCCACCGCUGCUGCUGCUGCUGCUGCUGCGUUCCUUCGCCAAUGCCGGCUCUCUGGAUGCCGACGUCGCGGCUCUGUCGGAUUUCAGGCUCGUCGCGGACCCGUCCGGCGCCGCGCUGGCGACCUGGAACGUGUCCGCGAACCCGGCGCCGUGCGCCGGGGCGUGGCGCGGUGUCACCUGCGCCGGCGGCCGCGUCACGAGGCUGGUGCUCGAGGGCCUCGGCCUCUCCGGCGCCGCCGCGCUGCCGGCGCUCGCGAGGCUGGACGGCCUCCGCGUGCUCAGCCUCAAGGGCAACGGUUUCUCGGGCGAAAUCCCCGACCUCUCGCCGCUCGCGGGGCUCAAGCUGCUGUUCCUCGCGGGGAACGAGCUGUCCGGCGCGAUUCCGCCGUCGCUGGGGGCGCUGUACCGCCUGUACCGGCUCGACCUGUCGUCCAACAAGCUGUCCGGCGCCGUGCCGCCCGAGCUCAGCCGGCUCGACAGGCUGCUCACCCUGAGGCUGGACUCCAACCGGCUCAGCGGCGGGGUUGACGCCAUUGCGCUGCCGAGGCUGCAGGAGCUGAACGUCUCCAACAAUCUCAUGUCCGGGAGGAUUCCGGCGGCGAUGGCGUCGUUCCCGGCCGCGGCCUUCGGCGGGAACGUCGGCCUGUGCAGCGCGCCGCUCCCGCCCUGCAAGGACGAGGCGCCUCAGCCGAACGCGUCGGCGGCGGUGAACGCGUCUGCGGCAGGGGACUGCCCUCCGGCUUCUGCCAUGGUGGCGUCCUCGCCUUCGGGUAAGCCAGCGGGCGCCGAGGCGGCGAGCGGCGUCAAGGGGAAGAUGAGCCGCGCCGCCGUGGUGGCAAUUGUGGCGGGGGACUUCGCCGUGGUGGGGCUCGUGGCCGGGCUCCUGUUCUGCUACUUCUGGCCGCGCCUCUCCGGCCGGCGAAGCGCCCGGCGACUCCAGCAGGGGGAGAAGAUAGUGUACUCCUCGAGCCCCUACGGCGCCGCCGGGGUGGUCGCGGCGGCGGCCGGUGGCUCGACGUUCGAGCGAGGGAAGAUGGUGUUCCUCGAGGACCUGAGCUGCAGCGACGGCCGCACGAGGCGGUUUGAGCUGGAGGAGCUGCUGCGCGCGUCCGCGGAGAUGCUGGGGAAGGGCGGAUGCGGCACGGCGUACAAGGCCGUGCUGGACGACGGCACCGUCGUGACCGUGAAGCGGCUGCGCGACGCCGCGACGCCGGCGGCCGCGUCCAAGAAGGACUUCGAGCACCACAUGGCCGUGCUCGGCCGCCUCCGGCACCCCAACAUCGUGCCCCUCAACGCCUACUACUACGCCCGCGACGAGAAGCUGCUGGUGUACGAGUACAUGCCCAACGGCAGCCUCUUCUCCGUCCUCCACGGUAACCGGGGCCCCGGGCGCACGCCGCUGGAGUGGGCGGCGCGGCUUCGCAUCGCAGCCGGCGCCGCGCGCGGGCUGGCCUACAUCCACCACUCUGGGCGGCGGGGCAGCGGCACGCCGAAGCUGGCGCACGGCAACAUCAAGAGCACCAACAUCCUGCUGGACAGAUUCGGCGUGGCGCGUCUCGCGGACUGCGGGCUGGCGCAGCUGGGGUCGUCCCCGGCCGCGGCGGCGGCUCGGUCGGCGGGGUACCGCGCGCCCGAGGCGCCCCCGCCGCCCAGGCCCUGGGCGUCGCACAGGGGCGACGUGUACGCGUUCGGCGUGGUGCUGCUGGAGCUCCUGACGGGGCGGUUCCCGGGCAGCGAGCUGCCGAACGGCGGCGUCGUGGUGGAGCUGCCCCGGUGGGUGCAGUCCGUGGUGCGGGAGGAGUGGACGUCGGAGGUGUUCGACCUGGAGCUGAUGAAGGACAAGGGCAUCGAGGAGGAGAUGGUGGCGAUGCUGCAGCUGGCGCUGAGCUGCACGGCCGCGGCGCCCGAGCAGCGGCCCAAGGUCGGGUACGUGGUGAAGAUGGUCGACGAGGUCCGCGCGUGCGGGGAGACGGCGUCGCCGUCGCACGAGUCCAUGGACGAGUCCUCCGGCGUCUCGGACUCGCCCGCCGUGUCGGAGGGCGGCGCGCUCAGCCAGUGAGGGCGCGGCCUGGCGCUGCUGGUCCUUCUUCGGAAUUGCCUUGUGAUGCGUGCCUAUUUGUUUGGUUUAAUCUGCUCUUGUUUUUUUUGGGGGUGGGCUGGAUUAGCGAGGGCCGUUGGAUCUGGUGAUCGGCGUGUGCGUGUGUGUACAUUGUUCACGUUGGCUGCUUGGCUCUGGAUUCUUGUUCCUGUUUUUAACUGACUCUAGAUCCCUAGAGUAGCUGCGGCUGCGGCGGCGGCGGGGGUUGGUUUGGUUGCGAUAAAAGUUGUGCUAAUUUGCGUGAGUGGAUCAAGACGCUGUGUUCUGGUGCAUCUUUUACGGCUACAGUUGUGUUGUCACUUUUGGCACUAGUAACCAUGUCCUUGUAAGGGCAACUGCACUGAUUCAAUCACGGCGGCUGCUAAUAAUGUGUUCAA